Plasmodium malariae is the source of this 2616-nucleotide messenger RNA. Its product is annotated as conserved Plasmodium protein, unknown function. Lineage: Eukaryota; Apicomplexa; Aconoidasida; Haemosporida; Plasmodiidae. The record is from RefSeq and is a predicted model, not a curated record. Bases 1 to 2616 code for a protein of 871 amino acids. The transcript is spliced from 2 exons.
AUGGAAAAGAAAAAGUAUAGUGCAACAUCCUCUACAUUUAAGGAAAAGUUUAGCACUAGUAAAUCUUAUUUAGAUUUGAGCAACAAUAGUAAAGUUAAUUAUAACAAGCAAAAAUCAAUUAAUAAUACAAAUGAAAUAUGUGAAUUCUUUACUAGUAUAACGAAUAAUCAAAAAGAUAUAAGCAAAAAAUAUGAACAACUAUUUUCUCUAAUCAAAAAGUUCGGAAAGGAAAUAAAGUAUUUGCUAAACAAAAAUGAUGAACAUAACAAUAUUCUAUCUGACACGAAAGAAUGUAUUAAAAAAAUAAAAGCAAAAUUAGGUGAUUCUUCUUACAGUGAUUUUGAAAAUAUCGAAAUAGAAUUACUUGAAGAUAGAAAUAAUAUUGAUGUUUUAGGAAGAAUAAUAACUUAUCUACUGGAAGAAGUUGGAUACUACAACAAAAAUUCUUAUGAAUGUAACAAAAAGAUAGAAGAUUUAAAAAAGUAUGUAGGUAAUAAGGAUGAUUAUACAAAACUGGAAAGAAAACUAACCUUAAAAAGUGAAGAACUAAAAAAGGAAAUGGUAGAUAAUAUGAGUUCUCUUAGAGAAAAUCAAGAUUUAAAAGUAAAAAUAAAAGAAGACAGAAAUAUUUAUAGAAAAGAUAUACAAAAUAUGCAUCAAAAACUCCUUUAUGUUAUCUUAAAAUUUCUGUUGCGCGAUAAAAAAUAUAAAACACAAAAACAAUGUUUUGUUAUAUGGUUAAAUAUUAUUAAAAAUAAAAAAGAAGCAAGGAAUAAAAUAGUAUUUUGUUUUUGUAAAAAGCAGAAUUAUUUAUUAUCCUUUUGUUUAAGAAAAUUAAGGAGUAACUGUUCUGAAAAAUAUCUGAUAGAUAAAAUAACGUCCUUCAUAGGUAUGAAUACGUAUGGUAAUAAAAGUAAUAAUGAAAAUAAUAACAACAAUAGAAAUAACAAUAGCAUUAAUAAUAUGAGUGCAACAGAACACAGCUACAUUAUACACGACAUGCAAAAUGAUAAAAAAAAUAGUGAGUUUUCUAAUUUUGUAAACAGCAAAAAAAUGAAAAAUAGUGAUUUAUCUUCCACAAAUUAUGACCUUGUUAAUAAUAAAUUGAAAAAAAGAAGUGAAUCAACACUUUUUUAUGAAAAAAAUAAUAGUUCCAUUAGAAGAGGUGACAUGUUAAAUAUGUAUGAUGCCUCAGAAGACAGUACAUCAAGAAAAAGAGAUACAACAAAAUAUUAUAACGAUGGUGAUACUAGGAAUAAUGGAAAUAAUGUGUAUGAUAAAAAUGUGUACGAUAAAAAUGGGUACGAUAAAAAUGUGUACGAUAAAAAUGGGUACGAUAAAAAUGAGUACGAUAAAAAUGGGUACGAUAAAAAUGAGUUCGACAAAAAUGAGUACGAUAAAAAUGAGUACGAUAAAAAUAUAUACGAUAAAAAUGAGUACGAUAAAAAUGAGUACGAUAAAAAUUUGUACGAUAGAAAUACGUACGAUAGAAAUACGUACGAUAAAAAUACGUACGAUAAAAAUAUGCACGGUCAAAAUAAUGCCUAUGAUAAAAGUAAUUCUUUAUAUGAUUACUGCGGUAGUAGAGAACCAAAUGAUAAUGUAGAAAAGGUGUAUGACAAAUUUCUUCACAAAAUGAAAGAGAAAGCUGACAAAAAAAAUGUAGAUAUAUUACAUCAAACAUUGAAAAAAUUAAAUACUAAAAUUAAUGACAUUCGGAACACACUAGAAAAGCAAAAGAAGAUAAACGAGGAGUUGUGUAAAAACAUACCUACGAAAAAAGUUUCUUCAAAUUACAAAAAUACCGCAGAUACCAAAUUAAGCGAUACAGAUUAUAAUAAUUCAAUUGAAAGAAAUGAUUCAUUAAGCCUUUUUUCGGAAAAAACAUUAAGUGAGUACUUAAUGAAUAGAAACACAUCAAGAAAUGUAAGUAGGAAUAAUAGUUUAAACAAAGGAAAUGAAAUAAAAAAAACAAGAGAAGAUUUUAAAAGAACGAAUGAGUAUGAUAAUCGGAAAAAAAAAUCAGACAUUAUAUCACAAAAAAAAUCUUCUAAUAAUAACGAUGAAAAAUGGAACUUAAGUAAUAAUAAAUACUCCAAAUAUAAUUCAAUGGAUACAUUUAGUGUUGACAGUAAUUAUCUAUAUCUAAAAGAUAUCAAAAACAAGGUUCCUAAUAAUAAAUACAUAAAAAAAAAUGACAGCAACGAAAGCAGAUAUGUGCCCAAUGAAACCACUGCUGCCAAUUCUUCCAUUACUUCUAAUACUGCCAAUUCUUUUAAACCCGUAAAUACUGCUAACGCUGCAAACGCUACGAGGAAUGGAAGUAACAGGAGGAAGGACUUCAUAGAAAAUAGUAACGAUAGCUCAUCUCCAUCAGAUAUUAAACUUGUUUUGAGGACUGGUGGGGGGUUCAGAAAAUUGAGCGAGCAUGACCAAAAAAAUUAUAUGGAAAAAUUAAAUUACUUGAACGAUAAUAAUUUGUUAGGUUAUGAAACAAAUUUGAACAUUAAAAUAAAAGGGCACCCCUUUAUACAUAAUAUACCAAACAAUAAUCGAAAUGUGCAUAAGAAGGAAAAAAGACAUAGAUCUCUUUCUAAGUUCUAUAAUAUGCAUUAA